UCGAUCGCACAGUCAUUCCCGGUUGGAAGUCAAUAGUGAGCAGUGAGAAUAAUCAGCUCGUUCAAGAUGAAUAUCAAGUUGAUCGCACUUGUUGGUUGUAUUUUGGUCCUGAGUUUGGUGGCUGGACAUUGCGGAGGUGGUCACUACCAUGGCCACCAUCACGGUGGGCAUAAUGGACAUCACGGUGGCCAUAAUGGACAUCACGGUGGCCAUCAUGGGCAUCACGGACGGCAUCAUUGGCAUCGCCAUGAACCGUUCGUGAACUUUGAAGUUCACGAACCGAAAGGAUUAACGGUUUCCAUGGUUCAACGGUCUCCGAACAGUACAUUUUUCGGAAUUGAGCUGUUAAUUAACCAGGAUCCAAAGAAUGUCAAUGAAACACAUUGUGACGUUUGCCAGAACACCACGACGGUUACCUAUGGGAAGUUUAUCGUGGAAGACGAGGUAGUUGUCAUCAAAAAGGGAGACGUAUUGUACUACCAGGUUUUGUUGGGAGAUAGCACUAAUGUUACCCGUUUGCAUCCGCAGCGAUUGUGGGUCACUGACUCGAUCAUCAACAAGUGCAAUUGUGAAACGACAUCUGAGGACCCACAUAUUGACGUCCGCUUUGGACAACCUACUAAAAAACCGGAUCAUCGCCCAUCUUUUGAAGUGACAUCAAACCCACCAGAAGACGCAACAGAUUUACCCUCGGAAUUUGAUGAAGAGGGUAAUACACAACUGAAUGAAUUGUAUUCCAAUGAAAAUGUCCUAUUCGAGUGCGAGGUAGAUCCCGCGACAAAUCUGUGCCGUACGGCCAAGAGCGAAAAACUCACUCACUCCGACGGUGAUCUCGAGCGUGAAGUAGAAAUCCUGGAAGCAAUUGUGGAGAAAAUGAGGAAAUCCUGUGGAUCUCGUGGCACUACCAACUUGGUUCGGUUGGAGAAGUUUGAUUUGGACAUCAGCAACACGGAACAGGUAACGGACUACAUCAGGUCUUCGUUUUCGAUCAACCCGGAAAUGCGACAGUUGGCCAACAGGAUUCUUCGCGUACUGCCGGAAAGUGGUUCGCCGCGGGUCGUUCUCCUUGACAUGACUAGCUACGCGGACAAGCAGAAGGUGUUGUACCACGCCCAGACGAACAAUCUGAAGCACAUAAGUGACUACGAUUCGAGACGGUUUGGACGGCCUAGCCGCAGACAUUAAAGCCAUGAUGGAAGAAUAGAAUGAGGUUCGUCAAUUCAAGUCAAGUCGAGAAAUCACAGUUGAUGCUUCAAAUUGAAAUGGGAUAUGUGAAGGUCAAAUGUUUUCUAUGAAAGUGUUUACAUCUAGUGAUAGGAUGAAUCAAGUAAAUAAAGCAUGUCACUCAAU
Ochlerotatus camptorhynchus is the source of this 1350-nucleotide messenger RNA. RefSeq lists its product as uncharacterized. Lineage: Eukaryota; Metazoa; Arthropoda; Insecta; Diptera; Culicidae. Gene Ontology annotation, molecular function: carbohydrate binding. The coding region runs from base 67 to 1185 and encodes 372 amino acids. The transcript is spliced from 2 exons. The record is from RefSeq and is a predicted model, not a curated record.